Messenger RNA from Girardinichthys multiradiatus, 565 nucleotides. RefSeq names its product gonadotropin subunit beta-1. NCBI's taxonomy places the organism in Eukaryota, Metazoa, Chordata, Actinopteri, Cyprinodontiformes, Goodeidae. Gene Ontology annotation, molecular function: hormone activity. The record is from RefSeq and is a predicted model, not a curated record. The transcript has 3 exons. Gene Ontology annotation, cellular component: cytoplasm; extracellular region. Bases 168 to 512 code for a protein of 114 amino acids. Gene Ontology annotation, biological process: G protein-coupled receptor signaling pathway.
GGCUGACAAGAUUAGAAGGAUUAUGAGCAGUGAUAUUUAACCAGACAGAGACGGAAAGAAGCAGCAGACCACUACAGAUGUAUAAGGACUGACAGAGGAGACAUUUUAUUCUGAAUUUAAAAGAACUGCAGAUUUACAGCAGGCGUCUGCACUACACCUGGAGGAGGAUGCAGUUGUUUAUCAUGGCAGCAGUACUGGCACUGGCAGAGGUGGGGUGCUUCGGUUGCCACCUGAAAAACGUCAGCAUCCCCGUGGAGAGAUGUGGCCAGGAAGUGUGCAUUCACACCACAAUCUGUGAAGGGCUGUGCUACAACGAGGAUGUUGUUUUUGAAAGCCCUGAAGAGGUGCCUGAGCAUAGGAUCUGCAACGGGGACUGGUCCUAUGAGGUGAAACACAUCGAGGGGUGUUCAGAAAGCAUUACUUACCCUGUGGCCACAAGCUGCUCUUGUUCUAAAUGCAACACAAAAGACACAUACUGUGGCCGCCUUUACGCACACAUACCCAGCUGCUAAACUAUUCCUUUGUGUCUUUUUGCCUGACACUGAAAUAAAAAAGAUACUGCUCA